CCGCUGCGGCCCGUCCCACUUGCCUCUCUUGACUCUCCGGCUUGCUAUCUACUUCGCUUCUCCACUAGCGCUCUGAACUACCUCGUCUUGUCAAUCAUCCGAACCUCGCCUUUGAACUCCACCUUCACCAGCGCCGUCGGACAAGCAUCGGGCUUCGACUCUUGCCUCCUCGUUUUUCUUCACCACGUCUGUUCUCUGUUGACCUCUUUGCUAUCGCCGUCGACGCAGUUAUCUCUUCCUCAAGGUCAGUUUUUGUUCUCUUCAUCAAUCCCCUCGACCCUUUCAAUGAGGACGAUUCUGAACCAGGCCAGUUACUGGUUGUCAAGGUUUUCUCAAGCUGUGCCUACUGUGUGGUUGGAGCUGCCAGUCUCUUUCGUUCAACCUUAGUUUAUAGCUAUAGCUGCACGGAACAGUAUCACGAAUCUUUCUUGUAACCGUUCAUUUCAACCGAUUAUUCUCGAUUUACGUUUUACACAAUGUUGGACGAGAGCAAGUUUGAUGUGCAUUUGAAAUUGUGGGCGCUUCGAAUACCUUGUCAACUGUGCAAGGUUGCCACUCGAAUACUCAACGGUUACUUGCUUGACAAGCCCCGAGUUAAACCUAUCACGGAGGAUCCAACAUGCAAGAAAAAUCGUUACCUUAUUUUAUCCGAUACUGUUCAGAAUCAAGAUUUAUCUGAUAUUCCAGAGCAGAAGCUUGAUGAGCUAAAGGCGUUGUGUGAGAUUGAAGUUGUGCCUUUUUCAUUGACACUAGGGUAUUCAUACUGGACUGCUGAUUAUGUUCUGAAGCAGAUACUGCCUCCCGGAGUGGAGGUGCCUUCAUCGUUUGAAACAAUAGGUCACAUUGCUCACUUAAACUUACACGAUGAAUUACUUCCGUACAAGGAUGUUAUUGCUAAGGUUUUAUAUGAUAAAAAUUAUCCAAGAAUCAAAACUAUUGUUAAUAAAGUAGGGACCAUCACAAAUGAAUUUCGUGUGCCCAAGUUUGAAAUCUUAGCAGGAGAAAAUGAUAUGAUUACAGAAGUGAAGCAAUAUGGGGCCACUUUCAGGCUCGAUUACAGUUUGGUCUAUUGGAAUUCAAGGCUGGAACAUGAACACAGAAGGUUGGUUUCUCAGUUCCAAGCUGGGGAGACCAUUUGUGAUAUGUUUGCUGGCAUAGGUCCUUUUGCCAUUCCUGCGGCACAGAAAGGAUGCAUAGUGUAUGCAAAUGACUUGAAUCCAAAUAGCGUUGACUAUUUGAAGAUUAAUGCGAAGAUCAACAAGGUUGAUGAUCGCAUUCUUGCAUACAAUAUGGAUGCAAGAAACUUCAUCUCCCAGUUGGUGGAAGUCCCAAAGACUGAGAUUAGGAUAGAAUCUAAUGUCCCAAUGGCAAAGACCUGUGAAACUUGCAAGAUGCAUGACAAUGCUGAAUCAAAUUUAGGAAAUGAGAGGUUAAAUGUUGAAACAAAUGGCCUUGGAGAUAGCACUAACACUAGUGUGGAGGAUGUUCAAGGUUCAAUGAGGCAUGUUGCCACAUCUGUAACUGCUGCUAAAAGAUCUUCUGAUAGUUUUCAAGGAGGUAUCACUGAAGGUGGUAGUAGCCAAGGAAGCACAAACAAGAGAGUAAAAGGCUCUGAUGUUUCUGACACCAAAACGUGGGAGCAUAUUGACCAUGUGAUAAUGAAUCUACCCGCAUCUGCUAUUCAGUUUCUAGAUGCAUUUAGGGGAUUAAUCCAGAGGAGAUAUUGGCAGGGACAUCUACCAUGGGUCCAUUGCUACUGUUUCAUUCGGGCAACUGAAACUCCUGAAUCUAUACUAGCUGAAGCAGAGUCUGCUAUAAAUGCUCAGAUAAAAGACCCCAGAUUUCAUCGGGUCAGGGAUGUGGCUCCAAACAAGGCAAUGUAUUGUUUAAGCUUCAGGUUGCCAGAAGCAUGCUGUGGGGAAGAUGCUCACUAACAUUUUGGUUAGCUUGCCAGUUUAAUAUCCUUUUCUUUUCAGGGUUCAACUGAGCCAUGCUUGUGCAUGUUGAAUUCUUUUCCUUUCUUUCUUUCUUUCUUUCUUUCCUUUUUUUUUGUAAAAAGAACAUCCUUUUCUUAGUUCAUUUUUCUUGAGACAAGUUGUAUUCUAGAUUUCUAAUACAUUUUAACGAUAGCGAAUUACGUUAGCAUCAUGUUUUACAUUUUUGAAAAUAAAUUGAAGUGAAUACAUGACUGCGAUAUUU
Molecule: messenger RNA, 2199 nt
Organism: Prosopis cineraria
Lineage: Eukaryota; Viridiplantae; Streptophyta; Magnoliopsida; Fabales; Fabaceae
Product: tRNA (guanine(37)-N1)-methyltransferase 2
Exons: 12
Coding region: 477-1934 (485 amino acids)
Biological process (GO): tRNA N1-guanine methylation
Cellular component (GO): cytoplasm
Source: RefSeq, a predicted model, not a curated record